AUGGCGACCAUGACAAUGCCCUCGCCUCCUUCCACUUCCACCUCGCCACUACUACACCGGAGACGAAACUCGUCCCAGUCCCUCUCCAUGGACCUCUCCGACCUCCCGCAGCUCUCGCAGCCCACGCCGCCGAGCAACACCCUCAUCAUCACCAACCUCAACUCUCUCGACAUCUUCACAGCCUCCAACCUCGAAAGCAUACGAAACGCAAUCAACCAGCACGCCCCGAUCCAAACGUUCUCGCCUCUCAAGAGCUUCCGCCGCAUCAUCGUCAGCUUCUACACGAGCGAAGAUGCGAUCCAGAUCCGUCAAGUCCUGGAUGGCGAAACCGUCCUGGGCGACCGCGUGAGGGUCUACUUUGGACAGGAGACCAAGAUCGAGCAGGAGCCGCAACACCUACAAGCCCCGCAGAGCCAGAAGCUGUUCUUCAUCUCGCCGCCGCCGAGUCCGCCCGUUGGAUGGGAGAUGCGCAACGAGGAGCCCCCGAACAAGGACGUGCACGCCGAAGACCUGGCAGAUGCGCUGGCCAGGUUGCGUGCUCGGCCUGGUGCAGAUGACGCCCUGAAGCAAGAUGCCAACGGAGAUGUCCAGGCCAGGCCGACGGUUGACACCACCGUGGGUAGGCAGAGGUCGGGCAGUACACUGUUAUACAACCCUCACGAGCAAGGCCACUCGCCACACUUGCCCGCGAUAGCUGUCGAGGAUACAGAGAGCCCGGCAUCGUUGGCUGGCAGUCCCAUGGAGGGAGUGGAGAAGAAGUUUGUUCAUACGGCGAGGCCGCCAGUGGAGUUAAUGGAGUAA
This is a messenger RNA of Lecanosticta acicola, 801 nucleotides long. Lineage: Eukaryota; Fungi; Ascomycota; Dothideomycetes; Mycosphaerellales; Mycosphaerellaceae. The record is from the annotation of a GenBank genome assembly.